This is a messenger RNA of Pararge aegeria (speckled wood butterfly), 554 nucleotides long. RefSeq lists its product as uncharacterized. The transcript has 4 exons. The coding region runs from base 1 to 537 and encodes 178 amino acids. The record is from RefSeq and is a predicted model, not a curated record. Lineage: Eukaryota; Metazoa; Arthropoda; Insecta; Lepidoptera; Nymphalidae.
AUGUUUAGACUAAUUGUCGUGUUCUGUGCAGUUCUUGUGGUCGCUCGGGCUCAGACCACAAAUGUUAAUCAAUGUAUCAACAGUCAAGGACCGCUCCCCAUUAACGCGUAUGUCCAGGGCUGCGCCGAGCCCCCCUGUCAACUGCCGCAGCUGCAAAACGUCGUCAUCGAUGUCAUCUUCAGAGCUCCCCGCACAAUCACCAAUAUGACCACCCUGGCGACCGCAACCCUCAACUUCAUCAUCGAGGUGAACAUCCCCUACGACCUUGGGGAGAAUUCUAAGACCUGCAACUUCUUCACCAACACCUUCUGCCCGAUCCUGAAUGGGGAGGUCGUGCAGUACCGGCUUCAGAUGUUCAUUGAGAGCUUCUUCCCCGUGGGUACGCUUGCGACUGUCGAGUUCAGAAUAGUGGACAAUGACCGGAACAGAGAGGUUAUCUGGUGCAUCAGACUUCCCAUCCAGAUCACGCCUCCGCUGCCUGCCAUCACCAACGGAAAUGAGGAACAGAAUCCAACACCUGUACUCGUUGCAAAUUAAGAUGUGUCAAAAAUAAA